Chrysoperla carnea is the source of this 765-nucleotide messenger RNA. RefSeq lists its product as uncharacterized. The record is from RefSeq and is a predicted model, not a curated record. NCBI's taxonomy places the organism in Eukaryota, Metazoa, Arthropoda, Insecta, Neuroptera, Chrysopidae. Bases 17 to 682 code for a protein of 221 amino acids. The transcript has 4 exons.
UAAAUAAAAAAUAAAUAUGAAUUCAAUAAUAUUAAUAAAAUUCAUUGUUGUAUUUAUUUGUAUUUUGGCGCUAGUGAAGGGAAACUUAAUCACAUUGGAUGGACAAUGUCCAUUUGGUGAUCUGAAACCUGCACCGGUGAUUGCUGCAGCCCUUUUGGAUAAUGCCACAUUUUUAACAAGACAGACAAGUUUGGUGUUUCAUGCAGUUGCGGAAACAGCGCCUUUGAGUGGAAACAAUCUUACUGACAUAAGUUCAAUUUUGGAACAUACUAAAUUGCCAGAUAAUCAAUUGGGUGGCGUUAAAUUUAUAAUACAUUUUCGAUCCAAGGAAACUAGCAAAUGUGAUCAGUAUGAAAUUAUUUUCAAACCUACAAUUCAACCUGGAGUCUAUGAUCUUCUUUACCAAGUUGCACCGGGAGCAGACUUUGUGAAUUAUAAAGGAUAUAUUUUAUCAUAUAAACCAGAUAUUUUCUUGUCUGUCUUGUUUAUCUGCCAUAAUUUACCAAAUUCUGAAUAUCAAUUUGAGAUUAGCGUCUUGUCAGCAAAUUCAUUAAUAUACAACAGUCAAAUCCAACAAGAAACAAACAAAGUAUUAGAAGAAAAUAAUUUACAAUAUUUUGCUCCAUAUGUUACUGCAAUUAACCAACAGAAUGGUCUAGAUAAAAAUUGUUUAUUAGUUUAAAAAUGUAAUCUUUCCAACGGGAGUAUCCAUCCGUUGGUAAGAAUUUUCUGUGUUUUUUUUAACUCCCAGUUUUAGUUUAUUUA